AUGCUUUGCGCAAUCUCUGGCGAAGCUCCCCGCGAACCCGUUGCCUCGCGCAAGUCGGGCAAUGUCUUCGAAAAGCGCCUGAUCGAGGCGCACAUCUCGGAACACCACACCGACCCCGUUACUGGCGAAGACCUCGCGACCGAGGACCUCAUCGAGCUCAAGUCGCCCAAUGUCGUUACCCCACGCGCCCCCAGCUUCACCUCGAUACCCGCCAUGCUCAGCGCCUUCCAGAACGAGUGGGAUGCCCUGGUACUAGAGACACACACGCUCAAGCAGCACUUGGCGCAAACGAGGCAGGAGCUGAGUACGGCGCUCUACCAGAACGACGCUGCGACACGGGUCAUCGCGCGCAUAUCAAAAGAGCGAGACGAGGCGCGCGAAGCUCUGUCCAACGUCACCGUCAGUGGAGGCGGCGGCCAGGGCGAUGCGAUGCAGGUGGACGGCCAGGGCCUGCCUGAGGAGCUUGCCGCCCUCGUUGACGAAACACAGAAAGAGCUGUUCGGCUCGCGACGAAAGAGACCCGUACCCGCAGGCUGGGCCUCUGGAGACGCCAUCUCCAACUACGACAUUGCCAAGACGACCGACUCGCUUUUCCCAGGCAGCAGCUGCAUCGCUGUCAACGAGGCUGAGCUGGUCCUAUUCGGUGGAGCUGAUGGUACCGCGGGUGUCUACUCGCUGGUCCAAGGCAAGGUUCUGGAGACAUUCAACGCUGGCGGCGCCGUCACUUCGACAGCAUGGUGGGGAGAGCGCGCUCUUAUCGGCACUUCGACAGGCACAGUCAAGGUCUUUUCCAACGGCGAUGAGGUUGCCCAGAUCGGAUCACACGCUGGCGCCGUCACAUCCAUGUCGCUACACCCCAGCGGCAAGAUGCUCGCUACCGCCGGCGCCGACAAACGCUACGCAAUCCACGAGCUCACCACUUUCAAGACCGUUUCGCAAGUCUACGUCGAAGCCGAAAUCACCUGCGUCUCCUUCCACGUCGACGGCAUGCUCUUCUUCCUCGGAAGCUCCGACGGCAACAUCCGGAUAUACGAUAUCAAGACUGGUGCCAAGAUGGCUGAACUCGAGACUGGCGCGCCCGUUGCGGAUCUGAAGUUCUCCGAGAACGGAACGUGGUUCGCCGUAGUACAGCAGAAUUCCUCCAGCGUCGCGAUUUGGGAUAUCCGGAAGCAGGCAGCAAUUCACACAUUGGAAUCUGGCAGCCCAGUCACCAGCUGCAGCUGGGACUACACCGGCACGUUCCUCGCGAUUGCCGGCACGGGCAGCGUCUCUGUGCAACAAUACACCAAGGCGUCGAAGAGCUGGGCUGAGCUGGUGAGGAAGGCAGCUCCAGCGAAGGACGUCGCCUGGGGUGGCAAGGCCGAGAAUGUAGUCGCCCUGAACCCAGAGGGUGGCUUGGUUGUAUUGGCAGCAGUUUGA
Alternaria incomplexa is the source of this 1419-nucleotide messenger RNA. RefSeq lists its product as uncharacterized. Lineage: Eukaryota; Fungi; Ascomycota; Dothideomycetes; Pleosporales; Pleosporaceae. Gene Ontology annotation, molecular function: ubiquitin protein ligase activity; protein binding. The coding region runs from base 1 to 1419 and encodes 472 amino acids. Gene Ontology annotation, biological process: mRNA splicing, via spliceosome; protein ubiquitination; DNA repair. The record is from RefSeq and is a predicted model, not a curated record. Gene Ontology annotation, cellular component: Prp19 complex; cytoplasm; U2-type catalytic step 1 spliceosome. The transcript is spliced from 2 exons.